This is a messenger RNA of Radiomyces spectabilis, 944 nucleotides long. RefSeq names its product cytochrome b-c1 complex subunit Rieske. The record is from RefSeq and is a predicted model, not a curated record. Gene Ontology annotation, biological process: mitochondrial electron transport, ubiquinol to cytochrome c. Gene Ontology annotation, cellular component: membrane. The coding region runs from base 49 to 849 and encodes 266 amino acids. NCBI's taxonomy places the organism in Eukaryota, Fungi, Mucoromycota, Mucoromycetes, Mucorales, Radiomycetaceae. Gene Ontology annotation, molecular function: quinol-cytochrome-c reductase activity; 2 iron, 2 sulfur cluster binding. The transcript has 4 exons.
CUCUUUUUUAUUUUUUCUUCAAACUUCUCCCCACUCUCUAGAAUUAGCAUGGCUUCGUUGUCGCGCUCCGUUGCGUCUGCCAUCGUCAACCGUUCGUAUGUGAACGUACCUGCAUCGGCUCCCGCCUUGCAAAAGAUUUUCCAUGCGUCGUCCCAUUCUUCCGAGGAAGAACAUCACGAAUCACCUUACAAACCAUUGUUUGGUUCUUCCAUUAAAGCUCGUUCCUCUGGUGGUUUGAUCAGCCGAUCCUCUGUCAAUGUGGCUCCCGUCAACGAUUUCCAGUUGCGUCGUAACCACACCACCACCGUUCCCGACUUUUCGAAAUACAAGAAGACCCAAACCGGUGGCGACAGCAGCCGUGCGUUUGCAUACAUGAUGGUCGGUACCACCAGUUUAAUCAGUGCCGCCGGUGCUCAAGCCACCGUCAGCGAUUUCUUGGCCAACAUGUCCGCUUCCGCUGAUGUGUUGGCUUUGGCCAAGGCCGAAGUCGAUUUAGCUUCUAUUCCCGAAGGCAAGAACGUUACCAUCAAGUGGAGAGGCAAGCCCGUUUUCAUUCGUCACCGUACUCAAGACGAAAUUGCCGAAGCCAAUCAAGUUAAUGUUCAAGAACUCCGUGAUCCCCAACAAGAUGCCGAACGCGUCAAGAAACCCGAAUGGCUCGUCAUGUUGGGUGUUUGCACUCACUUGGGUUGUGUCCCGAUCGGUGAAGCCGGUGAUUAUGGCGGUUGGUACUGCCCAUGCCACGGUUCUCACUACGAUAUCUCGGGCCGUAUUCGCAAGGGUCCCGCUCCCCUCAACUUGGAAAUUCCUGAAUAUAACUUUUCCGAAGAUAAGCUCAUUAUCGGUUAGAGAAACACCAUCCUUAAUUAAAUAAAUGCACAUUGUUAGUUUUGUUAGAUUUCUUUACGGUGGAGUAUCGAACAAGUGUGAGACUUCAAAAUAGG